AUGCUCCGACAUCGAUCAGGUGAUGGGCAACCAGAUUUGCGAGGGUCCCUGGCAGAAGCCCAGGGCAAGGCCGUUCUUUACCCUCUGAACAUCUCAGUAACUGAGAAACCUGAUGUGAGCCCAUCGGGAAAUGAACCAGUGGUGGCCGUGGAUGAAGUAGUUCCGCAGAAAGCUGAACGUCUCAUAUUAAACAGGUUCUGUUUUCUACUCUGCAGCUCCUUAAAAUUCAACCUCAUCUUAGUUCUGUCGCUGUCAACGGUGCACAUGUUUUUGUGUUAUCCGGUUCUUUCUUCCAAGAUGCCUGGGAAGCCUGAUUACUUUCUCAUCUUACUGGGUAGCUGCCCAGCCAGGCUGGAUGGGAGCGAAGGACUAGCUUUCCUAAAGCCAAUUUUGGAGCAGACGUCAGUGAAAAGGUCCUUUCGCAAUGGAGUCGGCUCAGGGGUGAAAAAAACUUCAUUUCGAAGAGCAAAGCAAUGAAUAAGUGUGCAAAGGACUCUGGGAAUUAAUCUCAAGCUAUGUAGAGUGUGACCGAUGUGCUAAAAAGCGGUUGUAUCUUGUACCACAAGGUGUUGCUUCCCUCCUCACCCCUCUCCUAAGUGGCUCAAAGUAAAUUAAGUUUUGGAGGAUAAAUAGAAACCUGUCUCAAACUUCCACCUGUGAGUAAAAAACGAUUUCUGUGCUUAGCUAGAAACAUCCCCGAGUGUGGAGGGACUCAACUGGCUUUGAUCUUGAAUUGGCCACAACGUGUGGGCGUCUUUACUGUCAUAUUAGUGUGAUUCUUCUCCCACUGUCUUACAGUGCUGUGACACCAAGUGCAGUGGCAGGUAUAUGAUAUUUCUCCUUUAAAAUAUGAUUUUCUCAAAUGACUCAGCCGGGCCAAUUCUUCGGGUUGUGCUGUUUUCUGUUUGGAAGAGUCUCAUGACGAUUCAGCAAGAGGAGGA
This is a messenger RNA of Acomys russatus (golden spiny mouse), 941 nucleotides long. It is a transcript of the gene Nps, whose product is annotated as neuropeptide S. Gene Ontology annotation, cellular component: extracellular region. Bases 1 to 477 code for a protein of 158 amino acids. Gene Ontology annotation, biological process: positive regulation of synaptic transmission, glutamatergic; neuropeptide signaling pathway; positive regulation of synaptic transmission, GABAergic. The record is from RefSeq and is a predicted model, not a curated record. NCBI's taxonomy places the organism in Eukaryota, Metazoa, Chordata, Mammalia, Rodentia, Muridae. The transcript is spliced from 4 exons.